Molecule: messenger RNA, 463 nt
Organism: Bipolaris sorokiniana ND90Pr
Lineage: Eukaryota; Fungi; Ascomycota; Dothideomycetes; Pleosporales; Pleosporaceae
Exons: 1
Coding region: 150-386 (78 amino acids)
Source: RefSeq, a predicted model, not a curated record
AAUGGAGCCCGUACAGAGCCAACAAGACAGCGAAUAGCACGAGGUACAAUGCAUGCUAAUUGCAGUAGACUUUUAUUUGACGCGAAAUGCCAGGAUGUCAGAGAAGGAAGUAAAACACGUGGUUCUUGAGCGACCAUUGGCAAGUUUGCAUGGUGAAGCGCGCUAGAAUAAAGGCAUUGGCCGUGGCGUGUGUGUGUAGUUUGUGUGGCGAAGGGGCCACGAGGCGCUGGGCGAAUGGCGGUGGGCAAAUCCGAUGGCAAGUCCCAUAUAGCACAUACAUAGUAAGUACAUAUGUACUAGAAUACGUAUGCAUAAGACGUGCAGCCACCCUUCUGGAAUGCUUGUCGUGGGUGGUGAGGCGGCGAGGUCCGAAAAUUAUCGGAUGAAAAGUAACUCACUACGUAUUUAGUUUUUGACGUGACCCUGACGCUAAAGGCGUCCUGUCCAAGCCGGCCAAUUGAUG